Messenger RNA from Drosophila pseudoobscura, 3651 nucleotides. RefSeq names its product Extracellularly regulated kinase 7 (gene Erk7). Gene Ontology annotation, molecular function: ATP binding; MAP kinase activity. The coding region runs from base 674 to 3565 and encodes 963 amino acids. Lineage: Eukaryota; Metazoa; Arthropoda; Insecta; Diptera; Drosophilidae. Gene Ontology annotation, cellular component: nucleus; cytoplasm. The transcript has 8 exons. Gene Ontology annotation, biological process: protein phosphorylation; intracellular signal transduction. The record is from RefSeq and is a predicted model, not a curated record.
CGUUUGCUUGACGCUGAGCAAACAUAACGUUCGAGAGCAUAUACAAUUCGGAAUUCAUCUACUUUAUACACAGUGGGAUUUUACAACAAAAAAACACAAAAUAUUUCAUUUUCUUUCUAUAGUAAAUUCAGUUCUUUUUGGUAAAUUUGAGAACCCACGUGCUAGCCGAAGCCUGCAGGCCGCGUCGACUGUAUCAGGUCGUCGGUCAUUCAUCAAUCAUCAAUCAUCCAUCAUCAAGGAAAAAUAUAUUUUAUAUUCCACGACAACUCCGAGAAAGUAAGGAUGCGUUUGGCCCACGAUUGAAAGGUGCAAAUUGAAUUGUCCGCGCGCUGCCCCAAAGAAAAAGCUAACGGGGUAAAGAUUGGACUCUUGGAUCCGCCUAUUGGAUCCCCACCAGUUCGAAGACGCCGCCACCGCCUCAACGGAUAGGGGUUCUGUGUUCUGUGUUCUGUGUUUGUUAUCAUUUUGUUCGUUAUUGUUGCAGUCAGACAUCAAACAGCACCACUUAUAUCGAGCAGGUUUUCCCAUCAGCACCAGUCCACCGCCUCAGGGGGUCUGGGCUCUCCAGCAGCCACACACAGCUACACACACACACACACACAUCCAAUCCGGCUGGAAGAAAACACUCGGGGAGAGCACACGCGGAAACGACGGAGUCCAGAGCGUGAGUCCGAUGGCAAACAAAUCCAAGUCGGAAUCCAACUAUGAGCUGGACAAGAACGUGACGGCAAUUUUCGAUGUGCGAAAGGCCUUGGGCAAGGGUGCCUAUGGGAUUGUGUGGAAGGCCAUCGACAAGCGGCAAAGGGAUACAGUGGCCCUGAAGAAGAUCUACGAUGCGUUUCGCGACACGACCGAUGCCCAGCGCACGUAUCGGGAGGUGAUCUUCCUGCGGGCCUUUCGCCAUCAUCCGAACAUCAUCCGACUCCUGGGGAUAUACAGGGCCACCAACAAUAUGGACUUCUAUUUGGUGUUCGAGCACAUGGAAAGCGAUCUGCACAUUGUCAUCAAGAAGAGGGACAUCCUCAAGGACAUCCACAGGCAGUUCGUAAUGUACCAGUUGGUCAAUGCCAUAAAGUACGUGCAUUCGGGCAACGUCAUCCAUAGGGAUCUGAAGCCCAGCAACAUACUGAUCGACAGCAAGUGCAGACUGAAGGUGGGGGACUUUGGACUGGCGCGCACGGUUUUGGUAAAGCCCAGCGAAAGAGGGACUGGCGACGCCACCGGCCUCCACGACGCCCCUACUGAGAAUGAAGGCAUGAUGUCCGACUACGUGGCCACGCGCUGGUAUCGUGCCCCCGAGAUACUCGUGGGUUGUCGCAGGUAUACUAAGGCCGUCGAUAUGUGGAGUCUGGGCUGCAUCCUGGGCGAGAUGAUAACCGAACAGCCGAUCUUCCAGGGCAGCAGCACCAUCAAUCAGAUGGAGAAAAUAUUGUCAGCCCUGCCGAAUGUGACCCAGCGCGAGAUAGACGAUAUUGGAAACAGAUUCGGGACUUCGCUGCUCUGCCGGUCGAUCCGACGCGACUACCAGCACUCCCUGAACGCCAUGUGUCGCGGCUGCACCUCCAACGAGAUUGGUUUCACCACCGCGCUGCUGAUGCUCGAUCCGAACGACCGGAUCACGGCCAGCAAGGCCCUCAAGCAUCCGUUUGUGAGCUCCUUUCGUUGCCCCUCGGCUGAGAUGGAAAUGCGACUGAAUGUGCAGCCGCCGCUGCGCGACGAUUACCGCUUCGCGCUGGACGACUAUCGUAACAGUCUGUACGGAAUGAUCUCCAAGGAGUUGGGUGCCGGCCAUCGGAUUACCCAGUCCUGUAGGACCCCGACCACGGUGCCAAGGCAUUCAGCUGCUCUACGGGAACUGCCCUUCGGGUGCCGAACCAGUGCAUUGAGCAGUAUGCGAAAGCCAUGUGCACUCGUGCCGAGCACCCCACGAAAUAACCAGAAUAGGAUCUGUGCGGAUCCCCAGCAGAAGUGUAGCAAUGCGUGUUGCAAAGUGCAGCAGCUCAACUCGCACUCCCAAUCGCGCCCCCAUUCCCUAGGCCAGGCUCAAGCGCACACUCAGUCUAUGGAGGAGCUGCCAAGGCGGCAUUACCACAAGCACAGCUCUAAUUUCGGGUUCAAGGGGCACCCCCACUCACCGCCGACCCCUCCGCAGAGGGUAGACGGAGAGCGAACCCAGCUCAAGGGCCAUCGAUCGCAUGUGCCAGCCGCACAAAGGGAGUUGCGGGAGCACGAGCGUCCAGUGGUAGUAACGACACCGCGUGUGGUAGCCCAGCCAAAGGAAAUGGAAAAGCUAAAGGAAAGGGUAAUGGAAAGGGUAAAGGAAAGGGUAAGGAUAAGGGAAAAGGAAAAGAUCCAAUUCCAAACACAGGCUCGAGCCUAUGUAGAGACACAAGCCACAGGCAAGCAAAAGCCGAAAGUCCUCGAGCUGGGUACACAUGACUGGGUCGAGAAGCUUGGUCCAACCACCUUGGCUGGUUCUCAGGAUGCUAGAGAGCCCCAGGGCGAGGCCGGCCUCCUGAAGCCGCCCAAGGCAAGAAUUUCCAAGCAGAAGCACAGAGAGCAGCCGAAGACAGUUCAAACCAGUGUCAAGCUCGAGCACGAGGCCAUAGUCGUCCAGAAGGAACCGCAGGACAUAGUGGACCAUAACCAGAACCCGAAGCCGAACCCGAACACGGACCCGGACCCGGACCCCAACCCGAAACCGAACCUAAGCCAUCGGAAAGUGAGGAAGCGGGAGAAGGAACUACUGCAGGCGCCACCGGACAGGCGCUCGGACAACACAAGGAACGAGAAGAGCCUUCUUCUCGAGGCAUUGCUGCGGCGGAAACAGCGCGAAACAAAUUCCCAGGACCCCGAUAUGGAUGCCAAAGUGCAAUCGAAUUUGGAUAAGCUCCAGGCCGACAGGAAAAAGAUGGAGAAGAAGAUCCUUAAGUAUGCGGCGGAAACCGGACUGAUGUUCAUCAGCGAAAAUUUGAAGAAUAACGGCUCAGACCGCUCCAAAACGGUAUAUUCUUCAGACUCCGAGACCUAUUUUACACCAAAAUCUCGUAAGACGUUGGUAAAGAAGACACUGAUUAAGAAAUAUAAACCCAACCGGGACGUAAAACACCACGGAAAUAACAUUACGGAGCUCCACGAAUCCACCUCGUCCUACAAGUUCAAGAAGCAGCAGCACGAUGUCUUCGAUGCAUCGGAAAAAGGCGAGCAGCAGGUGGGCGAUGCCAAACAUUUUUUGGAGGCAAAGUACUGCCUAACCCAUGAGCUCCCUCGCCACGAGAUGGAAAAACAUAGAUACGAUUCCAUAAUCCCUUCAGGAGUUCGCCAAUCGCCAGACGAUUCAUUCAACACUAGACCUACACCUGGCAAAUAUCACACAAUCCUGAAGCCCAUGUAUUUGGAUUUGUUUUCGACUCUGGCAUCGGCACCGGCUCCGGCACAGACCCUGCCCUCGAGCCACACAGUGAAGGAGCCCCGUCGCAGGAAGCAUAUUUCUGGAGAUAACUUCCAGCCCCUGCAUCAGCGACACAUCAGCGAGAUCCAGGCGGCUCGCAUCAAUAACGACUAGAUGAUUUCAUUACGAUUUUUAUGUUUUUCGUUAUAUAUAUUUUCUAUUUAUAAAUGCAAAUUUUUCGAUCGACGACAGUAAUUUAA